This is a messenger RNA of Adelges cooleyi (spruce gall adelgid), 2607 nucleotides long. RefSeq names its product cytochrome P450 4C1-like. Gene Ontology annotation, molecular function: monooxygenase activity; heme binding; oxidoreductase activity, acting on paired donors, with incorporation or reduction of molecular oxygen. Bases 86 to 1690 code for a protein of 534 amino acids. The record is from RefSeq and is a predicted model, not a curated record. The transcript has 8 exons. Lineage: Eukaryota; Metazoa; Arthropoda; Insecta; Hemiptera; Adelgidae.
GCAUGAGAGUAUAAAUGUUAAGAAUAAUUAAAAAAUCAAUUACUCGUUGUGUAUAACUGCUCAGAUAAUCAUCGUCUUAUAGAAAAUGAAAUUUAAUGAAAUGGUUUCGUCUCAUCAGGUGUCGGACAUAAUAAAUGAUACAAGCCUUAAUAACAUUAUCGUUAUACUUACAGCGGUAAUAUUAUAUUUAGUAGUUGUGUAUUAUAAAAUAGUAAGCCGAAGAAAGAUAUCUUUAGCAAAACGAAUACCAGGUCCAGAUGGUUUCUUUUUUGUGGGAAUGCUACCUGUUUUACUUGGAGGACCUGAAAAACUAUUGAAGAAUAUAUUAAAAGUUGGCAGAAAAUACCAGAAUACUUUAUGCAAAGCUUGGAUUUUGGAUCAAUUAUACGUAUUUCCUGGAAACCCCGAAGAAAUAGAAGCGAUUCUUACCAAUCCUAAUAUGUUCAACAAAGCUAAACUUUAUAAUGUUGCUAGCGAAUCAAUUAUGGGCGAUGGAUUAUUUACAAACAGGGUGUUUGACGAAUGGAAAAAUAACAGAAAAUUGGUAGCCGCGGGGUUUAAAUUUUCGAUGCUAAAAUCGUUCAUACCGAUAUUUUACGAGGAAGCCAAAUUCCUGAGCCAAGUAUUGUACGAGAAACGGGAUAUCAAUACAAAUGAAUGCGAAAUAAGCUGUGCAAUCGGGAUGGCGACAAUGGAGAUAAUCGGAAGAACCGCUUUGGGUGUAAAAUUUAAUACACAGAAAAACGCCAAACACGUAUUUUUGGAGAACUUACAUUUCAUCCAAAAGGCUAUGGAAUACCGAGUUACACACCCAUGGUUUCUGAACAGGAGUCUGUUUCAGUUGUCGACGUAUAAACGUAAACAUGACAUUAGCCAAAAUAAAAUUUACAAUUUCAUCGAUGAUUUAGUCCAGAGAAAAAAAACAGAAUUGAGAAAUAGGAUAAACAGUCAAGGAGAACAUAACGAAGAGUGUAUGGGCCUUAAAUGUAAAUCUUUUAUUGAAAUACUGCUCGAGAAUGAACAUCAGAUGUCAUUUCAGCAAUUACGGGAUGAAAUAAUAACUACUAUAAUUGGAGGUCAAGAUACUACAGCUAUGGCGAUAGCGUGUUCAAUAUUUAUGUUGGCUCAUCAUCAGGAUAUACAAAAUAAAGUAUGCUAUAAUACAUAUUCGGUAUUGGAAGAGUUAUUGACAUUAUUUUCUACUGGCGAUCCGGAUCGACAACCUACCUACGAGGAUUUACAAAAGAUGGACUACUUGGAACGUGUAAUCAAAGAAACUCUAAGACAUUUUCCCUCUUUUCCCUUGUUUGGCAGAAACGUUGAAAAAGAAACUGUUAUCGGAGGCUACUUAAUCCCUGCAGGGUCAACGUUCAUAAUUUGCACUCAGCUUUUACACUUAAAUGCAAAUUUUUACCCGGAACCAGAAAAGUUUAAUCCAGACAACUUCUUGCCCGAAGCAUGUCGCAGUCGCCAUCCGUAUUCCUUCCUUCCUUUUAGCGGUGGUUACAGGAACUGCAUUGGUAUGAAAUAUGCAAUGCUCCAAAUAAAAGCUGUCGUCUCAACAUUGGUCAGAUCUUAUCGUUUCAGUCCGUCGGACAAGUGUCCAAAACCAGAAAAUCUUCGUUUAACGUAUGCUGGGACACAAGCGUUUGUCGACGGGUGUUACGUUAAAAUAGAAGAGAGAACGUAAUCAAUUAUUGCAGCAGGGUUUUGAACACAAAUUAUUUACAUAUUUGGGUAUCGUUAUUUGAUUAGUUAUGUAAUCUUAUGGGUUAAGGUUUCGUUAUUUUUAUAGGUUUUAGGUAUAUCGGAGUUAGUUAACUAAAAUAAUAACGUUAAAAUAAAAGAGAGAGAAUGUGAUCAAUUAUUGAAUUAGGAUUUUAAACCAGAAUUAUUUACAUAUUUGGUUAAGGUUGUUCGCGUAAUUAUGUUGAUUUAGUUAACCGAGGUAAUACUUAUAUCUAAUAACACAUGUCGUUCCCGUUCACGCAAAACACAUGUAGUCCAAAAUGGGUGUUUUGAAAAUGAGCUUUUUAAAAUUGUACAAACUUUGAGAUAUUACAUAACGGACUUAAUUAUAAUUAAAAAUCACUCUUUAAAACGAUUUUUAACAUAAUUGGAUUUGAGGGAGUAUAGCAUAUGGUAUACACAAUUGCAUUGUACGUUUUAUUUCAUAAAUAUCUCAAAAAACCCAUACUUGGACUUUUGGUGUUUUGCGCUAUUUUUCAUUAGGCUUAGUUAUUAUUUUGGCUUACCAAUUUGUUGGUGUAUUCAAUUCUUUCAAAAUAUAUCUUCUAUAAACUGUUUAAGCGUCUAUACAAGGUGUUCAACAAUGAUUCGACAAAUGAGAUAACUUUGGUUCUAGUGAAUAUUUUUAAAGUUUUUUUUUUUAAAUUUAUUUAUAUUCAUUCGCGCUAUAAGUACCAUGUUUCUUGUUGCACUUACUUGUUUUAAUUUUAUAUGUAUAUUUUUUUUUUUUUUAAAUAGCCUAUUUUUUUAGAAUAGUUUUUAAAAAAGAAUUGGCGAAAAAAUUUGUAUUUUUAUUCUUACAUUAAAAAGUUAUAGUCAUUUGAAAUUGAUGAAAAUUUGAAAAUUUUUUUCCGCGUU